This is a messenger RNA of Sphaerulina musiva SO2202, 1780 nucleotides long. RefSeq names its product aldehyde dehydrogenase. Gene Ontology annotation, molecular function: oxidoreductase activity, acting on the aldehyde or oxo group of donors, NAD or NADP as acceptor. Lineage: Eukaryota; Fungi; Ascomycota; Dothideomycetes; Mycosphaerellales; Mycosphaerellaceae. The record is from RefSeq and is a predicted model, not a curated record. The transcript has 2 exons. The coding region runs from base 179 to 1714 and encodes 511 amino acids.
CCGACACCUCACUCGCACUGCACCAUCACUACAUAUACCUGUACUCUCCUCCACCACUCUUCGCUGUUGUCGACCUCGGAUAUCCCGCCCAUUCGAGCCAGCAAAGCCUAGAACUACCCUGUUCCAUCAUUAUCAUCAUCAUCAUCAUCAACAACCACAACAUCGAGCCUUUCGCAGUAUGGCGGCUUCAUCUCAUCCUCAUGCUGUGGACCUCGUAGCUCCCAAUGGACGCAAGUACACUCAGCCUACGGGCCUCUUCAUCAACAACGAAUUCGUAGCCGCCCAAAGUGGUCAGACCAUCACUUCCAUCGACCCUGCAACAGAGCAGGAGAUUGCCACGGUGCAGGCUGCCGGCGAGCAAGAUGUGGACAUUGCAGUCCAGGCAGCGUCCAAAGCUCUCAAUGACCCGUCGUGGAAACUCCUCCCGGGCACGGAGCGAGGCCAACUCAUGACCAAACUGGCCGAUCUCCUGGAGCAGAAUCGGGAGCUCCUUGCCACCAUCGAUGCCUGGGAUAACGGCAAAUCCUACAACGAAGCAUUGAAUACCGACCUCACCGAGGCCAUUCUGACCAUUCGCUACUAUGCCGGCUGGGCAGACAAGACCCAUGGCCAGACCAUCAGCACGACACAUCAAAAGCUCGCCUACACCCUCCGUCAACCCAUCGGAGUCGUGGCGCAAAUCAUUCCGUGGAACUACCCUCUCUCCAUGGCCACCUGGAAACUCGGACCCGCUCUCGCCUGCGGCAACACCGUCGUACUCAAAGCCGCCGAACAAACUCCCCUCAGCAUCCUCGUCCUCGGCCAACUCAUCCGCGAAGCCGGCUUCCCUCCCGGCGUCGUCAAUUUCCUCAACGGCUACGGCGCCGAAGCCGGAUCCGCGCUCGUCCAGCACCCUCUCGUCGAAAAAGUGGCGUUUACAGGCAGUACGAGUACCGCACGUCAGAUUAUGAAAAUGGCAUCUGCCACUCUCAAAAAUAUCACGCUCGAAACGGGCGGCAAAUCGCCUCUACUCGUCUUUGAAGAUGCGGAUCUCGAGCAAGCUAUCAAAUGGUCUCAUAUGGGUAUCAUGUCGAAUCAGGGACAAAUCUGCACGGCCACGUCACGGAUUCUCGUGCAAGAGAGUAUCUAUGAGGAGUUUGUGAAGCGGUUUGUGGAGCAGGUUAAACAAGUCAGUAAAGUGGGUGAUCAGUGGGAUGAAUCGACAUAUCAGGGUCCGCAGGUGUCGAAAGUGCAGUAUGAGCGCAUUUUGGAAUAUAUCAAAUCGGGAAUCGAAGAAGGAGCGACAGUGGCGAUUGGAGGGACUUCUUUACAGCAAGAAAAUGGAGGAAAUGGUGGUGGCGGCAAAGGUUUCUACAUCGCCCCCACUGUCUUUACCAAUGUUCGAGAUGACAUGAAAAUUUACCGCGAAGAAAUCUUCGGCCCAAUCGUAACCCUCUCCCCCUUCAAGGACGAAACCUCCGCCCUCGAGCGCGCUAACGACAGCUGCUACGGACUCGGAGCAUCCAUCUUCACAUCCAAUCUCGAGCGCGCCCAUCGUGUCGCGGCAGAAAUCGAAGCGGGAAUGGUGUGGAUUAAUAGUAGUCAAGACUGUGAUCCGCGCGUGCCGUUUGGAGGCGUCAAACAGAGUGGGAUUGGGAGGGAGUUGGGAGAGGCGGGGUUGGAAGGAUAUUGUCAGAUUAAGGCUGUGCAUGUGAAUUUGGGGAGUCGGUUGUAAGGGGUUUUUUCUUUUUCUUGGAGAAGGAAGAAGGAAGAAGGAAAGAAGGGAAAAGAAAAUGGUAUU